Eurytemora carolleeae is the source of this 522-nucleotide messenger RNA. Its product is annotated as mpv17-like protein 2. Bases 1 to 303 code for a protein of 100 amino acids. Gene Ontology annotation, biological process: mitochondrial ribosome assembly. The transcript is spliced from 5 exons. The record is from RefSeq and is a predicted model, not a curated record. Gene Ontology annotation, cellular component: membrane; cytoplasm. NCBI's taxonomy places the organism in Eukaryota, Metazoa, Arthropoda, Copepoda, Calanoida, Temoridae.
AUGGGCUCUGUGACUUAUUUAUCAUCUGUGAUAAAGAAGAUAUUUCUUGAUGAAGCAGUUUUAUCAGUAUUCAUAGACGGGACAUUUCUAUAUGGUGUUACUAUACUUGAAGGGAAAGGACAUGACAGAUCGGUAGAGGAGACGAUAUCUAAAUUUCCUGCGAUGUACCUGUUGGAUUGGUUACUAUGGCCUCCUGUACAAUUCAUCAACUUCUUUUUCCUACCUCUUAGGUAUCGAGUUCUGUACGUAAACUGCAUGAAUCUAAUAUGGAGCACUAUUCUAUCUUGGUUCAAACAUGGUUAAUUAUGCUGAACUAAUUAUUUAAGUAUAUUUAUAAAACCCUCCCCAAGAGGGUCAUGCCCGAUUUUCAUAGGUACCCUAUAUCUGAUAAAUAUAGUGGCAGAUAUAUCGUUGUUUUUCUAGCAAAUCACUUAUAUGUCGAUAAAUCACAUUAAAAAAAUCAAUUUUCAAAGUUAAAGACACAGAUAUCUUAUUCAUUCUUAAUUAGACAAAGUUUUAAGG